CCAUAUGCGGUCAGAGACUCCUACGCCGAUUGGUCCAAGUUCUCCCUGCUCCAACAACUCCCAUCACGCUGUUCCAGCCACACGCAGUAAGAGACUACUCACCUCCUCUCCAGAACUGGCCGUUCGUUCCCACCGGCGCUAUAAGACCCCUUACCGGCUUUCCAGGCCUCUUCCUGGACCAAACCUCCGUGUCCACCAAGUCUGGGUACUUUCCAGCCACAUAGCUGACCUCUCACCUCACCGCAAGCUUCCGGGUCAAGUCGUUUGUUUUCUGUACCAGUCAAAUCCUCGAACC
Messenger RNA from Pelobates cultripes (western spadefoot toad), 295 nucleotides. Lineage: Eukaryota; Metazoa; Chordata; Amphibia; Anura; Pelobatidae. The record is from the annotation of a GenBank genome assembly.